CAUUUCAGCUCCUCCUUCCCCUCUCUCACUCUAUAUCUAUAUCUAUAUAACAUAUAUUAUACUCCGAUGAUCGGGAGCAGAGGACAAGAUAUUUUUCCGAUACAGUUCAUCGUGCGUUUAAGCAUAUGAAAAUUCCGAUCAUCGGCGUCUAUAGAGAGGUUAAAGUUUUUCCAGUUUCUCUCAUCCGAUUCUUCCGCUUUCUUUUGUUACACAGUUGAAACUGGAAAAGAUUCUUUGAUCGAUCCAUAUAUACUUAACGCUUAAGCUAACGGUUGUAUAUACAGAUAUACGUGUGUAUAUAUUCGGUUUGAUCGCUGUGUGUGGAUAAAUAUAUACGGAGUUGAGAGUUGAGAGUAGUGAUGUUGGAUCUCAAUUUGAGUGUAUUGCACUGCGACGAGAGUGCAUAUGAGAGGCUUCGAGAAGGUUCCAGAGCCGAUGAAUCCGGGACGACGAGCUCGCACUCGUCGCAGAUGAAUGCCAAGAUAUCCGGCAAUGCCGGUGUGGAAGACACCUGCUCCACGCGCGGCCGCGACGUGUUUUCCUUAAAUUUUGAGAUCCUCAAGGCCGGGAGAGGGAACGAUGACGGUUACGAAAGUCGGCGGGUGACUCGUCCGGUGUUCGUGACGCGGCAGCUGUUCCCGGUAAGCGAGGGCGAAUUGAACCGGGUCGAAGCAUCCGGGCAGCCUGACAGGGAGGUGAAUCUCUCUUUCUGUCAAGCAGAGGUGGGAAGGGUAGAGCAAAACCACCACCAGCAGCCGCCGCCUCAGCCUCAGCCGCAAAAGGUGAAGAAGAGCCGGAGAGGGCCGAGGUCUCGGAGCUCACAGUAUAGAGGAGUCACUUUCUACAGAAGAACCGGUAGAUGGGAAUCGCAUAUCUGGGACUCCGGCAAACAAGUAUAUUUGGGUGGAUUUGACACUGCUUAUGCUGCAGCUAGAGCAUAUGAUCUAGCAGCACUUAAAUUCCGGGGAGUUGAUGCUGACAUAAAUUUCAGUAUAAGUGAAUAUAAGGAUGGAAUGAAACAGAUUAAAAGCCUGAAUAAAGAAGAAUUUGUACAUAUGCUACGCCGCCAGAGCACUGGUUUCUCAAGAGGGACCUCCAAAUACAGAGGAGUGACACUGCAUAAAUGUGGCAGAUGGGAGGCUCGGAUGGGGCAGCUCCUAGGCAAAAAGUAUAUUUAUCUUGGACUAUUCGACAGUGAAGUAGAAGCUGCAAGGGCUUAUGAUAAGGCAGCUAUCAAAUUUAAUGGGAGGGAGGCUGUUACUAACUUUGACCCCAGUACAUAUGAUGGACAAACAAUCUCUAACCCACUAAAUGAAGGUAGCCAGCAUGAUCUUGAUCUGAACUUGGGGAUUAUAACCUCUUCUCCUAAAGAAAACAGGAACACAGGAAAUCUCCAGUACCACUUGCUCCAUUCAGGAACAUCAGAUAUGGAUAAAUCUGGCGAAACAAAACUUGUUAGUCCAGAUCUCAAUGCAAGAUUGAUACCAUCUGAACAACCUCAACUGUGCACUGGAGUCUAUUCAAAUGUCUAUCCUAAAUCCGAGGAUUGGCAGCAAAUGGCAAGUGAGAGAAGGAUGGAGGUGUGUUCUUCACAAGGAGCGCUAAAGUGGGGGAGCCAAAGACAUGGUCACAUUGGCACUACAAACAUGGUAGCAAUGUUGUCAGCAGCAUCAUCAGGAUUCUCAACUCCACCUACCACAAAGUCUGUUGCUGUUUCAGUUUCAACUUCUCCCAUCACAGCUCCCAAGGUGACAUCCCUGAAUCUUUGCUUCGCGUACCCCAAUGCAUCAACAAAUACACCUACCCAAUCCUAUUACCAGCAGGUCAGGCCACCACAAUAGCCUAACGUCUUCGAUCUAUUGACUAUUGAAUAUUGAUUGCAGUAGAUAAGAUUGUGACUCUUUUGUACAAUUACUGUUGAUUGAUCACAUACAGCUUUUGUAACUUCAGAGCAGUAUAUGCAUUAUUAUAGAGCAACAACAAUGAUAUAGCCAAAUGAAAUAUCAAGAUUAAAUUUCAAUUGCAAUUUGCAAUGAUAGGUCUCGAUGUGAUAUAGCACAGACCUGGGGUGUGUAUAGAUGCCAAAGAUUCAUCUACAGCAAUUCAAUGCUACUUACAC
This is a messenger RNA of Ipomoea nil (Japanese morning glory), 2119 nucleotides long. RefSeq names its product AP2-like ethylene-responsive transcription factor TOE3. Lineage: Eukaryota; Viridiplantae; Streptophyta; Magnoliopsida; Solanales; Convolvulaceae. Gene Ontology annotation, biological process: regulation of DNA-templated transcription. The transcript is spliced from 10 exons. The record is from RefSeq and is a predicted model, not a curated record. Bases 360 to 1841 code for a protein of 493 amino acids. Gene Ontology annotation, molecular function: DNA-binding transcription factor activity; DNA binding.